Postia placenta MAD-698-R-SB12 is the source of this 354-nucleotide messenger RNA. RefSeq lists its product as hypothetical. The record is from RefSeq and is a predicted model, not a curated record. The transcript has 4 exons. NCBI's taxonomy places the organism in Eukaryota, Fungi, Basidiomycota, Agaricomycetes, Polyporales, Adustoporiaceae. Bases 1 to 354 code for a protein of 117 amino acids.
AUGGACCAAGAUGACCGUACGGCGGAUGGUCAGAGCCAAUGGAUGAAGACAAUGGUGCAUGGCCUAAGCUUACGACCACACGGGAGCAAACGAAAUGAGGCUCACUCUACAGCACAAGUCAUCGCAAUUGAAAACUCACCUGGGUUUCUUGUACAUGGAAAGCGCGGUGUCGCGAUCACGUGCGGUUUCACUGUUCGCAUCCAACGGGACGCCGCGGACAGCAGUUUUUCCUUGAGCCUUGUCAUUACAGCCUUUUUUGAGUUGGAGCGUGGCUCAUCCGAAAUAGCUUGGGGCCCGCGACGACCGGAAGCUAGACAGCAGGAAUGGAGCAGCUCUCCGGAUCUUAAGCCCUAA